Molecule: messenger RNA, 612 nt
Organism: Drosophila takahashii
Lineage: Eukaryota; Metazoa; Arthropoda; Insecta; Diptera; Drosophilidae
Product: dnaJ homolog subfamily B member 4
Source: RefSeq, a predicted model, not a curated record
ACGGUUAAUUUCAGCUUGUUGUGUUGUUUUCAAUCAGCGAAUAGAAUCUCUAAAGCUCCGGUCCCCCCUCAUCAACAAGCGAAGACCGCUGCUGAGCCGACCUAAGAUCUUAACCGAAACAAGGAGAACCCAAUUUCAUCACAAUGGGCAAGGAUUACUACAAGAUUCUGGGCAUAGAGAGAAAUGCCUCCGGUGAAGACGUGAAGAAGGGCUACCGGCGAAUGGCGCUCCGUUACCAUCCCGACAAGAACGACCAUCCGCAGGCCGAGGAGCAAUUCAAGGAGGUGGUGGCCGCCUUCGAAGUCCUCUCAGACAAGGAAAAGCGACAGAUAUACGACCAGUUCGGUGAAGAGGGCCUGCGAAUCGGUGACGAGCCAACGACCUUUGCCCAGCCCACGUCCGACAUGCUACCCUUUAUGUGCGCCGUCGGGGGAACCGUGCUCUUCGCCUUUGCCGCCUACAAAACCUUCCAGUUCUUCACGCGGAAAAAGGAGCCGGCCACUAACAGCGAUGGUUCGGGAUCGGACUGAGUUUAGACUUGCUUAUCUUGGCAUCCACAGACUUUGUGAAAGAAUCUUUUAAGAAAAAUCGCUGUAAUAGGUUUAAGAUUCA